Colletotrichum costaricense is the source of this 1491-nucleotide messenger RNA. RefSeq names its product initiator tRNA phosphoribosyl transferase. Gene Ontology annotation, cellular component: cytoplasm. Gene Ontology annotation, molecular function: tRNA adenosine(64)-2'-O-ribosylphosphate transferase activity. Bases 1 to 1491 code for a protein of 496 amino acids. Gene Ontology annotation, biological process: charged-tRNA amino acid modification. The transcript has 3 exons. The record is from RefSeq and is a predicted model, not a curated record. Lineage: Eukaryota; Fungi; Ascomycota; Sordariomycetes; Glomerellales; Glomerellaceae.
AUGGCGCAAAACACACACCCCGCCGCCGCAGCACCCGCCCUCUCAGACCUCAUCUUCCCCACGACGGCGAACCACAACUUUUCCCACAUCCUCACGGAUCUCAAGCGCUCUAACCUCUCCAUCGCGAACCGACUUCGCUCUAUCACGCAGGACGCCGACUUUGUGCAGGAUGUCGCGGCCAGUUUCGGUCGUCCGCUUGUGGCGAACGAGCGCUGCGGGAGCUGGUAUAUUCGACCUGCGGACAAGCGGGCAAGCGCGUACUUUAAGAGUACGGAUGGGCAUACGAAUGCCUGGAAGUUUAGUACGCGCAGGUUGAAUUUGCAUUUGCUUGAGCUUGUUGGGAAGCAUGAUGGAUGCAUCAUUGUAGAUUCAACCCGCAGAGGCAAGAGAAUGCCAGACGCCCUAAGCAAAACCAUUCCAAUCUGGUGCGCCGUCCUUAACGCAGCCCUCUUCCCAGACCUCGACCCGGCGCGCGAGCUCCGCCUCUUCACCCCGCCCAACGUCGUCUCGGCCUCGGAACACGCCCAAAUCGCUGCCCUCCUCCCGUCCUUCCUCGCUUCCCUCAAGAGCCUCGACCUCGAUCUCGCAGCUCUCCGUGCGCACGUCUCCAAGCCCCUGCGGCCAUUUUGGGUCACGCAAGAGACGCAGCUUCCGUCGCUAUCCGCGUCUGCGGGCGAUGAUGACGAGUCUGCGAAGAACGUGGUUUUCGAAGAUUACCACCCCAUCAUCUGCUGCACCUCCUCGCGCCGUGUCGCCGGUACGGAAAUGAGCGAGGCCGGGUACAUCCAAGGCGCCGGCGACGACACGGAGAACUGGGCCCUCGGUCUGACAGCCGAAGUCUUUUGGGAGAACGCCGCGGCGCUGCUCUCGUGUCCCGAGGCCGAUCUCCCGGAACUGGUUGUUCGUCUCGUCGCGGAGGACAAGAGGAAUGCGCCGAGAGGGGUGCAGCCGAAGCGAGUUGCGCCGUGGAUCUACGUCUGUCCUUUACCCCUGGACGAUGAGGAAGACAGCAGUGGUGGUACGGAUGCUGUGUCCGCGGGUGCGUGCAGAGUCGUGCUAACACAGGACGUCACGCCGCGGGACGCGUGGGUGAAAUCUCCGACGUACAUGCAAGUCGGCCUCGGGAAGCACAAGGUCGCGAGUCGCAACCUCCGGCAGGCGCUGCCGGAUAUCUGCGCCUUUACCGCGGGGUACCUCGACUCGCAUAGUGAUGUAGUAGAGGGCGCUGCCGAGGGCGACAGCAGCAGCAGUGGCAGCGUCCUCGUGGCCUGCGAGACGGGCAAGGAUCUAUCUAUUGGCGUCGCGCUGGCCAUUUACUGCUGGUGCUUCGACCGGGACGGCAAGUUUCGCGUGGCGGACUCGACGACGUUUUUCAACAAGGACAUGAUCCGGGUAAAGCUGGGGACAAUCAUGACGGCAUAUCCAGAGGCCAAUGCGAACCGGGCUACAUUGCAGAGUGUCAACAGCUUUCUCAUGGACCACCGAAGAUGA